GUCGUCCGGUUAACGUUGCGGUCCAGCGUUGGACGAUAGACCGCGCGCGCGACUUUGAUUUGUGUUCGGUGUGUCUGUGCUCUAUGCGUGUGCGUGAGUGUCUGCAAUUGUCUGUGUAACUGCCAGAGGAAAAUCAAGACAUGUCGUCUUUUAAUGGAGUGCAUCAAUAAUUUCAUUAUAGUUCUCUUGGAGGCUUCGUUUGAAAUAUGAUAUUUCGCUGAUGCCCGUUCGAUUCAUCGGUCUUGUGUCCAAUAGUCAUUGCUCGCAUUGAAACUCGGGGAGGUUCGCGCUUAUCUCCGUUUCGAUACGAUGGAGCAGCUCGUAGAUGCGACUGUGACAAAGAAGACGACGACGACGACGACGACAACGACGACUACGAGAGCCAAGACGACAUCGAAGAAAACGUCAACAACGAGGAGCGAUUCGUGCACGCGGCUACAGCGAGGCUGCUAUUCGAUCACGGUGGACGUUUGACGCCCGGCGUUCCAAGCUCCGAGCGCGAAAAAAGGACUCGACUCGAUGCCAGCCUGUGCAAGAGAAGCUGGAAUAAAGUCGUUGGAGGCUUGAAGGAACAUUUUGCCAAACAGAGGAAGAGUGAAAAAAAAUGAGCGCCGAGGAGAGAACAGCUCCUCGACUAUUGGAACGUGAAUCGUCGACAAUCAAGGUCAGCGGCGCAUAAGCCUCUACUUGCAACUACUAAGCGUGCACUUAGCCACACACGAGUGCGUACGAAAUCAGUGAGUGCUUGAUUUUGUGCGCGAACACGCGUGAUUGAAGACACGAGAGAGGGAAACGAAAGACCGAUAUCGAUGCUACCGAGUAACGAAUAGUCAACUAUUCUCAUCAAGUUUCUACUUAUUCAACGUAUUGUUUAAAUAAAAAUAUAAAAGUGUUCAAUGGCGACGCCACCAGAUUCGCCGGGCCCCGAGGAGGCCCUGUUCGAAUUUGAAAGCGCCCGAGCUCGUCACCAGACGACCAGGCCAGUGGCGCUCGAGGAGCUCCUUAGGCAGACCAAGUUCUCUAGACAAGAAAUCAGAGUCAUGUAUCGAGGAUUCAAGCAGGAGUGUCCAGAGGGAGUCGUGCACGAAGAUUCCUUCAAGGACAUCUACGCCAAGUACUUUCCACACGGCAAUUCCAGCAUCUAUGCUCACUAUGUGUUCAAAGCAUUCGACGUUAACUGUAGUGGUGCCAUCAGUUUUAGGGACCUUCUGGUAACGCUAUCCACUCUAUUGCGGGGGAGCAUCUAUGAAAAGCUCCGCUGGACGUUCAAGCUGUACGACAUCAACGGCGAUGGUUGCAUAUCGAAGGGCGAACUCGGUGAGAUCAUAAGCUCAGUGCACGAGCUCAUGGGCCGAAAGCACCGCGAGACCGAGGAGCGACAGGCCCGCGAACAGCUCGAAAAAGUCUUCCGGAAACUCGACCUCAAUCAGGACGGAGUCAUCACCAUCGAAGAAUUCAUGGAGAGCUGCCUCAAGGAUGAAGUCAUAACGCGAUCUCUGCAAAUGUUCGACAGCGAUCUCUGAUCUCCAGAGGACGGGAUGGCCGCGAACUUGAGCGGCCGUCCC
Trichogramma pretiosum is the source of this 1565-nucleotide messenger RNA. Its product is annotated as Kv channel-interacting protein 2. Bases 897 to 1523 code for a protein of 208 amino acids. Gene Ontology annotation, molecular function: calcium ion binding. The record is from RefSeq and is a predicted model, not a curated record. NCBI's taxonomy places the organism in Eukaryota, Metazoa, Arthropoda, Insecta, Hymenoptera, Trichogrammatidae. The transcript has 6 exons.